AUUGUUAAUCCAUCUAAGGAAAUAAAAAAACCCAUUUUCGCUCUAGAGAAUCCAAGCGAAAGCAAAAGCAUCACGAUUAACUCAAAAGCCGAAAGGCUGAUGAGGAGGAUGACCAUGGUGGCCACUGUCACUGCUCCCUAUUUCCUCUUGACUGCUGAUUACGGCUCCGAGCCCAACGCUCUCGACCCUUUCACUGAUGUUGAAACGAUGGUUUCUCCAACAAUUUUUGCCGACCGUAGUUUGUCUUAUCUUAUGAGUAACAAGCCUCAGGAAGCUCUCAACAAUGCAAUGCAAGCACAAGCCCUAGACCUGAUUCAAGAUAGAAAUCUUCAGAUGCUGACAGAUUCUUGCUUGGAAGGACACCUUUCUAGUGAUGAUGGUACUGAGUUGGCACGCUUGGCUUCACAAUGUUUACAAUCUGAACCCUGAGAGCAACCAAAUCCAAAGUCAUUAGUUGCUUCUUUGACUCCUCUUCAGAAAGAAACUGAGGUU
Molecule: messenger RNA, 492 nt
Organism: Pyrus x bretschneideri (Chinese white pear)
Lineage: Eukaryota; Viridiplantae; Streptophyta; Magnoliopsida; Rosales; Rosaceae
Product: serine/threonine-protein kinase BSK7-like
Exons: 3
Coding region: 100-429 (109 amino acids)
Biological process (GO): brassinosteroid mediated signaling pathway
Molecular function (GO): protein kinase activity
Source: RefSeq, a predicted model, not a curated record